Messenger RNA from Crotalus tigris (Tiger rattlesnake), 3515 nucleotides. It is a transcript of the gene PALB2, whose product is annotated as partner and localizer of BRCA2. The transcript has 13 exons. Gene Ontology annotation, cellular component: nucleoplasm. Lineage: Eukaryota; Metazoa; Chordata; Lepidosauria; Squamata; Viperidae. Gene Ontology annotation, molecular function: protein binding; DNA binding. The record is from RefSeq and is a predicted model, not a curated record. Bases 18 to 3341 code for a protein of 1107 amino acids. Gene Ontology annotation, biological process: double-strand break repair via homologous recombination.
UCCCCCCUCCCCGGCCAAUGGCCGGGGCUCGCCCAUCGCGCGCCAGUAUCUCGCGUUUCCAUUGGGCGCGGCGCCGAGGGAGGCGGGUCCGAGCGCUCUUUCGCAUUUGGCGCGAAAGGUUGCGCGCAUGCGCCGCGACCGGGAGUGCGAGGAUGGAGGUGCCAGACUCGGCGGUUCUGACCCCGCAGCAGAAGGAGCAGCUGAAAGAAAAACUGGCCGUAUUGAAAAGAGAAUACAACAAAACAUUCCACAGGUUACAGCGUGCUGAGAAAGCUGCAAAGGUUAAAAAUCACAUCAAAAAAACGAUUGCACAGCAAAACCUGCUGCUUGGACAGGAGGAAGCCGUGAAGAACCAUGCAGGAGGCCUCAGUCAACUAUCUCCAGAGCCCCCAGAGGAGGGUCAGGUGGGAAUCUUCUGCCCAGGCAGCACCACAGAGACCACACCUGUCCUCUUUAAGUCCGGGGCUUUUGAAGGCAGCUUGCCAGAAACAUCAUGCUCCAGAAGGAUCCAUCAGUUGGGCCGAAGGGUGCUCUUUAAUCCGACGGAGCCUCCUUUGGGGAGGAACUGCAGCCUGCAGUCGCCCAGUGGAGCCACCGGACGGCAGAGAGAGAUGCUCUCUUUGGCAAAGAGGGGAGAAAUGGCCUGGGAGGUGCAUGAGGGAGAGCAUCAGAGGGCCACAAACCAAGGCUCAGAGUCCCCCGGCUUUAAGAGAAGCAGCAGCCUCUUGGAUGCUGGCCAGUCCUCCCUGCAGGCUAGCCAAGGAGGAAGUGGCAAUGUUUCUCCUAAAAUGUCGGAUCCAGACAAUGAAGAAUGGAUGCAAACUGAUGUUCCUGGGGUAACGCAAGCACUUCCUUGUUUCCUGCCGCACCUGAGUCCAGGGUCUUUACUUGACCCGCUGAGUGAAGAGAGAGUUUCUGGUCUGGAGGACUCGGCUGCCGUGAGCGUGUCAUUAUGUGCCAGUGUGCGGAACGGGGAGAAAGAAGAGGAGCAGCCGGGAUGGGGGGACAAGGAAGAUCCAGAAAGAUUGGCAGACCCAGCGAUGACCCCUGACGCUGCUCAAGGGGACAGGACUGUUCCUGACCAGCAUAGAGAGGACGUGGACAAUGGAGACCCCCCCAGCAAGAAGACAAGUGGAGAGGACGAAGGGCACAGCCUUGAAGUGGGGCCACCCUCCCUGGGAGAGCUCAGCCCCAGUAAGGAGGUGCUGAGCUCUUGCACGAUGGUUGAGGGACUCAUGUUUCCCCUUGAGUAUUACGUGCGGAUGACCCGCCGACUCUCCAGGCAUCAGGGGGAGGUGAACCUGGAGGUGGUCAUGCAGAGCCAGCUGGGCAAGGGCAGGAAGGGCCGGAGGGUGGCCCCCAAAGAGCGGGCGGCGAAUUGGGCCCAGCCCUCCCAGGAGCUCCUCGAAAGUGACAGUCGACUGAGCUCAACUCCCAGGCUGCCCGGGGAGGCUUCUGGAUCCCCACCCCUCUCUGCAAAGAGUGCCGGGUCCAGCCGAGGCUGCAGCCAGGGCAGGAGAAGCCUGAGGCUGAGAAGGAGGACCCAGCAGAGGACUUCCUCCAGCACAGAUGGAGGACUCAGCCCGCCAGUGGGCUCCCCGGGUCCGGCUGCUCCUGGCCUCUGGAGGGGGCUGAAUUCUGCCGCUGCAGCUUUGCCUCUCGCCCCCCUGGGUGGGGAGGGGUCCCGCCUCGGCUGGCUGCCUCCCGGGCUGUCGCACCAAGACUUCCACCUGCCUGAUGAGGAUUUUGGCCACCUGAAGUCCAAGAAGCUCAACGUCCGUCCCGAGAAGCUGUUGGGGGUCUGGGAUGCUGGCGGAUCCAGCGAGGGUCCCCCGAGCCUCUCUGGGGAGGCUCCUCUGGAGGAAGGAGCAGCAUCGGGACAAAUCCUCCUGUCCGGAACGAGGAGGACCCCCCCGACUCCUUCUUCCCGUGCGCUGCUCCUCUCCCCGGCCUUGGACGGCGGACAGAGCCUUUUGCAAACCCCCAAUUUUCCCCUGGUGGGGGCCACCCCGGCUCCCCUGGUCUCCCCACAUCCCCCGGGGGCCUCUCCUUCGCAAGCAGCUGCGGCACGGUCUGCUAACCCGGAGAGGGGCAGGGGGCAGCCUCGCUCGCCGGGCCCAGCUGGAAUCAGCAGGAGAGCUGGGGAAGAAGCUGCCAGCCCCCCUGAGAAGCUGCUUGAGCAUGACCAGGAGCCCCCCAGGCAGAGCUGCCCAGCAGAGGAGCUCCAGGGGGAAGCACCAGCAGGCACGCCGAGGGAAGGCAACUUGAAAAUGACUUCAAAACUGAAGAAUGCCUCCGGCUCCUGCUUGGUGGACAUGAGCGCUGUGUGGUGGGAAGCUGCUGACCGCGCAGAAUUGUGUGUUGUGACAGCCGAGGAAACGUCCAUCUCUCUCUGGAGGCCUCUCGAUCUUGGCCAGUGGGGGACGGUGCACACCUGGCACUUUACAAAGUUUCCAGUGAUCCAAAUCGUCGCCCUGUCCGGGGCUCACAGCGUGGUGGGUGCAGUGCUGGGACGUCUGGAGACAGCAGAGAUACGGCUUUUGUUCCAUUCUUCUGAAGGUAGCUGUGCUAAAGAAGAGCUGCUCAAAGCUGGAAACAUAAACGCCGUCCUUGGUCUGACCGAUAGGAAGCUGGUCAGCAGCUGCUGGUCACUGCGAGGCCAAGAAGUGGAAGUCUUUUCUUUCUCUGAGGUGGGAAGGAGCCACAAGAGGUGGGCUUUGAUGCCCCCCGAAGAGACGGUCUUGGCUUUUGCUGACGUGGCUGGGCUGCAGGAGGCUCUCCUUGGAAUGACAGCCAUGAACUGCAUCGUCCUCUGGAAUCUGGGAACGGGGCAGUUGCUGAAGAAGAUCCCGGUGGGGUGGUCCUUCCCCGCAUCCGUCUGCCACAAGGCCUACUCCGAUGCGGGCCUGCUCUUCCUGGUCUUCAGCCAUCCCCAUGCCGAAGACAGCCAGCUGCCCGGGAACCCCGCUUUCCAGAUCGUGGCGCUCAAUCCCAAGACCGCCAGAAGCUCUGGAGUGAUGCUCUUGGCCCUGCCCCCCAGCAUCCAAGGAAGGUACUUGGAGCGCGAUGUGAGGGGCGCUUCGGCAGCAGCUGUCCUGGCUUCUGGAACCAUUGCGGUGUGGGAUUUGUUUCUGGGGCAGUGCACUGCGUUGCUGCCCCCCAACUCUGGAGGCAGCUGGUCCCUGGCCAGGUGGUCAGUUACGGACACUUGCCUGCUGGCCGGGCAAGAAGAUGGCUCGGUUUACCUCUACGAGUACACAGGGGCCUGCAGACCGGCUUCCUGCCUUCCAAGAACUCUGGAGCCGAAUCCCUCGGGGGGCAGCUCAGAGACGGCUUUGUGAAGGGCCACCAAGGAGGUCCAGUUUUGUCAAGGGAACUCAGAAAUAUCCAUUAUCACAAUCCACUUGGAAUACUUCUUCUGCAAGCUCGCCAGAAUAGGAGCUGCUGGUUGGCUAAUGUUUCGCCUCUUUUUGAAGUAAUUGUCCUGUACCUGUUAAAUGAAACUGAUAAAGCAA